Molecule: messenger RNA, 2881 nt
Organism: Diospyros lotus (date-plum)
Lineage: Eukaryota; Viridiplantae; Streptophyta; Magnoliopsida; Ericales; Ebenaceae
Product: nitrate regulatory gene2 protein-like
Exons: 4
Coding region: 80-2263 (727 amino acids)
Source: RefSeq, a predicted model, not a curated record
GUUUAAAGAGUGAAUCGUCUCUCUUUCUCUCUCUCUCUCUCUCUCUCUUAUUUUGCUAAAUAUACGGCGAGAGACAGUGAUGGGAUGCACGGCGUCGAAGCUGGACGGCGAGGACGCCGUGAGGCACUGCAAGGAGAGGAGACGCCUGAUGAAAGAUGCCAUCUACGCCCGCCACCACCUCGCCGCCGCCCACUCCGACUACUGCAGCUCCCUCCGCCUCACCGGCUCCGCCCUCUCCGCCUUCGCAGCCGGCGAACCCCUCUCCGUCUCUAAAUACUCGCCCGCAGUCCUCCUCCGCCCCACCUCCUCCUCAUCCACCGCCACAGACACUGCCCGUCCGUCACCGCCACCACAAUCUCGCUUCUUUCCCUCUCCUGCCCCACCCGUCGCCACCGCCAAACUACCAAGAUCCUCUUCUCGCCGUCAUCGGAAAACAAUGAAGCUCCCUCACAUUCUCUCUGAAUCGAGCCCUUCUUUAUCUCGAUCGAACAAUUACUCCACAAACUAUACAUAUGAUUCGAAUUCGACAUAUUCUGGCACUCCAUCUCAAGCGUCAUCGGUCUGGAACUGGGACAACUUCUACCCUCCGUCGCCGCCGGGUUCGGAAUUCUUCGAAAAACUGCACAACGGCGGCGAAAAAGCCUCGAACUACUCCAACUACCGGAGUUACCACAGUUACCAGCAGAUCAAUCAUCGCCACGAAGACGAAGAAGAGACGGCGGAGAGAGAGGAGGUGCAGUACAGCGAGUGGGACGACCAUUACAACACCACGACCUCCUCCUCCGACGAGGAAGACGGAGAUUCGAGAUCGGAGGCGGAAACGCAGUCGAAUUUCGGAUCGAAAGCACCGCCUGCAGCGGCUGCGUCGAUUCACUCGACAAUGAACAAGCCUGAGAAAUUCGAGGACGGCGGCGAGAUGCUGGUCCGGCACCGUGAUCUGGCGGAGAUCAUGGCUUCGAUCCAAGAGUACUUCGAGAAAGCGGCUUCAUCCGGCGAGCAGGUCUCGGAGAUGCUCGAGACCAGCCGUGCUCAGAUGGAUCGCAGUUUCGGGCAAUUAAAGAAGACUCUCUAUCAUUCCAGCGGAAUCCUGAGCAAGUUGAGCUCGAGCUGGACUUCGAAGCCGCCGCUGGUAGUCAAGUACCGGUUUGAACCGGGCUCGGUUCAUGAGCCGGGCGGCCCAAAGAGCCUUUGUUCCACAUUGGAGCGGCUAUUGGCUUGGGAGAAGAAACUCUACCUGGAAGUUAAGGCCAGGGAGGGUGUGAGAAUUGAGCAUGAGAAGAAGUUGGCUACCUUGCAAAGCCAGGAGUACAAAGGGAAUGAAGAAGCCAAGUUGGACAAGACAAAGACAUCAAUACAGAGGUUACAGUCUUUAAUUCUGGUCACAUCUGAGGCGGUUUCCGCCGCCGCCUCCGCCAUCAUUGGCCUACGAGACGCUGAACUUCUGCCGCAGCUGGUUCAUCUUUGUCAUGGGUUUAUGCACAUGUGGAAGUCAAUGAACCAGUUCCAUGAAAUUCAGAAUCAUGUUGUGCAGCAGGUGCGUGGCCUAGUGAACAGAUCAACCAAGGCUCAGUCCACCUCUGAUCAGCACCGGCAGGCAACUCGAGACCUCGAAUCAGCUGUCUCCAUGUGGCACUCGAGUUUCUGCCGCCUAGUGAAAUUCCAAAGGGAUUUCAUCCGCUCUCUCCAUGCCUGGUUCAUGCUGACCCUCCUUCCUGUCAACAAUGAGCCAAUAACCAACAGCAACAGCAAGCCUUCUCCAGCAUUUACCUUCUGCGACGAGUGGAAGGUUUCCCUUGACCGUCUCCCCGACACAGUGGCAUCUGAAGCCAUCAAAAGCUUCAUCAACGUUGUCCAUUCGAUGUCCGUGAAGCAGUCCGAGGAGAUCAAGAUCAGGAAAAGAACCGAAUCUUCAUCGAAAGAACAGGAGAAGAAAGCUUCAGCCCUCAGGAACCUAGAGAAGAAGUACUACAAUUCAUACUCCACGGUUGGUGCUGGGAUUCCUGGUGAUGCUGGACCUGACACUGGUCAUGGACUGGAUGCUCGAGACCCGCUGGCUGAGAAGAGAUCCAAGCUUGCAGCAUCCGAAAGGCAAGUCCAAGACGAAAUGUUGAGGUACUCUAAGGCAGUAGAGGUUACUAGGGCUGUGACACUGAAUAACAUCCAGACAGGCUUGCCAGGAGUUUUCCAGGCCAUGACCAGUUUUUCUGGCCUAAUUGUGGAGGCACUUGAGACUGUUUGCAACCAUUCUUAUGCUGUUAUAUAGGUAAGCAUCUAAUGCACAUCAAUUCUAUUGCUUUUUUUUUUCUCCCUUUCCCCCCCUUUUUAUUGUGGUUUAGGGUAAGUUGGAAAUGGUAAAAGGGCUGGGAAUUUUAAGCAGUGGGCUGUCUGUUAUUCUCCGUUCUUUUCUUUUUUUGGGUCACUUUCCCUCUGUUAUACUGUUGCUGUGCUCCUCCACAUAUGUUAUGUUCUGUGGAGGAAGUUGUUGUUUGCAUCUUUGUAUAAGAUUUUCACUUUUUAGGCCAUGGAAAAGUUGUAUGAUACUAAUAAAUAGGGGCUGGAGAUUAACAAUCAGUGUUAACUGGUCGUUGAUUAGCAAUCACACACAGAAUUAUUUAGAAAGUGCCCCUAAAGACCCUCCGAUGUUUAAAUUAGAAAGUUGAUAAUGGUAUUAGAAUGCUGGGGUGAACGAUCAGUUCGAUUACCAAUUAAAAGGCUGAAAUUCAAAUAAUUGAAUUUGUGUCAAUUACCUAAUCAAACUAACUGUACAAAUAUGAAAAUCAAAAAGAUAAAAUCGAUCAAAAAAUAAAAAAAAUUGAAAAAUCAACAAAAUCAAAUAAAAAAAAAACUGAAAUGUUGAUCUAUCCAAAGGAUAGGACCCGAG